Aspergillus caelatus is the source of this 1377-nucleotide messenger RNA. RefSeq names its product sterol desaturase family protein. The record is from RefSeq and is a predicted model, not a curated record. Gene Ontology annotation, molecular function: iron ion binding; C-4 methylsterol oxidase activity. Gene Ontology annotation, biological process: ergosterol biosynthetic process. The transcript has a single exon. Bases 170 to 1216 code for a protein of 348 amino acids. Lineage: Eukaryota; Fungi; Ascomycota; Eurotiomycetes; Eurotiales; Aspergillaceae.
CCUUGUCAACCCAAAGUACAACCUCAUUCACAUGCCCACUGUUGGGAUCGACCGAAGAUCUAGUGGCCAAGUCAGGAGCUAGCUGGUAUUAAAUAGCAAGACCCUACCCCCCUCCCCACGGGGUACAACGUUCUCUCCCACGGAUCAAAACAUCGCAGAAACAGUCCUCAUGAGCGGCCACCUGAACCCGAAGGACUCGAUGAAGUCCACAUGGCGUCGGCUAGAUCACGCCGAAUGGACCAUCUUCCACUGGUUCUACGAGAUACUUGGUAUCCAUCCGGUGGCUUUGGACAAAGAGGUGCCCGUUCACGAUAAGCAAGAGAAGGUGCCCUAUAUGGCGGAAUGGCAUACGCACCGCUGGGUGCUCAUCCACUCGUUCAUUCCUAUCGCCAUCCAUCACGUCUAUACGUCUUAUACCGGUCACAAUCUAAGCCCCCUGGCUGCGUUCAUCUUUUAUAGCGCGGCUUUCAAGGUCAUCGCCAUUCAUGAAAUACACAUCCUUCGUCGAUUGGGUCAUGCGCUCGGAUUCCUCGAUGGCGACCAGCACGAGCGGGAUGGGGUGCCGGAUGUCGGCGUGCAAAAGGUCGUCCACUCACUGGUCUCAACCUCCACCUUUCGCCCUAUGUUCACCGUAUUUCUCAGCUAUCGAGCCAGCCAACCUCCUUCGACUAUGAAUUGGCUCUGGCUCCCCCUCGAAGCUGGACUCUAUGGAAUCAUCCUCGACUUCUGGUUUUAUUGGUAUCACCGGUUGAUGCAUGAGGUAAACGGUCUCUGGAAAUACCACCGGACCCACCACCUGACAAAGCACCCCAACCCACUCUUGACCCUGUACGCCGAUACCGAACAGGAGUUCUUUGAUAUUGCCGGCAUUCCGCUUAUGACCUACUUCAGCAUGAAGUUGAUGGGCUUCCCUAUGGGUUUCUACGAGUGGUGGAUCUGCCACCAGUAUGUUGUUUUCGCCGAGAUCGCGGGGCACAGCGGCCUCCGUCUGCACACCGUACCACCCAAUACCCUCUCCUGGCUCCUUCGGAUCUUCAAUGCCGAACUAAUCAUUGAAGACCAUGACAUCCACCACCGCCGGGGAUGGAAGAAGAGUGCAAACUACGGCAAACAAACCCGUCUGUGGGAUCGUGUAUUCGGCACAUGUGGAGAUCGGGUUGAAUGCUACAGGGACAACAUCGACUACGACACCCAAAUUUCUAUGCCAUUGAUUUGAUUGGACAAAUUCAGAAAGACGUGACAUUUACGGAGAAUAUGAGACACGUGGGCGGAAGAUAUCCGAGAUCAAGGGAACGGGGAGGGAUCGACCGUGUGAUUGGUUGACUCUAUCCGUGAAAUGAUGUAUUGGCGCAUAUACCCUUUUUGCUUUCAUUUACU